Messenger RNA from Ochlerotatus camptorhynchus, 5134 nucleotides. RefSeq lists its product as uncharacterized. Gene Ontology annotation, cellular component: nucleus. NCBI's taxonomy places the organism in Eukaryota, Metazoa, Arthropoda, Insecta, Diptera, Culicidae. The record is from RefSeq and is a predicted model, not a curated record. Gene Ontology annotation, biological process: regulation of transcription by RNA polymerase II. The transcript is spliced from 7 exons. Gene Ontology annotation, molecular function: RNA polymerase II transcription regulatory region sequence-specific DNA binding; zinc ion binding; DNA-binding transcription factor activity, RNA polymerase II-specific. Bases 120 to 4124 code for a protein of 1334 amino acids.
AGAAAUUUUUAAAAAAUUUACCGUCACUUAUGGAAAUUUUAAUUUCAAAUACUUGCUGAAGAAUUGUGGAACCAUUAUAUUAUGCACACAGCUUAACGAAGUACUGAGAAGCCUCUAACAUGGACUAUUCCUUACCAGAAGAAGGAGCUGAAACAUCCACCGAUUCAGAACCGCGAUGUCGGCUGUGCCUGCAGUGGACAGACGAAGAAGAUGAUGCGGACCGAGGCUUUCAGAAUAUUUUCACCGAAGAUGACGAAAGUCUUCCGUUCAAAAUACGAGACUGUCUGGGAGUGUUCGUUUCCCCGGAAGAUAGCAUCCGAACUAUCUGCACCAACUGCCGGCAAACGGUGUGCUUGAUUGAUGAAUUCCGGACGCUGUGUCGUCAGACGGAGGAGAUUUACGAAUCGGUGCAGAUUCGUUAUGAAGACAGCGAAAGAUGGGAACGAUAUGGGGAAUAUGUAGGUGAGCUGCGGAGGCUGGUUCAGGAGCACAAAGAUACGAUCAAUGAGCAACUUGUCGGGGUAGAAGGUGUGGAAGGAACGGCAGACGAGGAUUCCAUUUCCCAACAGUUUGUUCCGAUGCUACUGGUAAAGGAGGAACCUGAUGAUAACGAAGAAGACUGGGGUGACGAGCCAAUGGCUAUGGAAGUGCUGGAUAUUAAACCAGACCGGCCAUCGACCGAUGAAAGUGAUGAAGAAGUUGACGAGAAUAAUGAGGCCGAACCUUCGGACGGGAUUGGUUCGACGAGUUAUGAGCAACAAGUCAAACUCGCCCAGGAAGUGCUGAAGCGUUUGAAGCAGUUCACUUCCACUCCAGUCAAUCAUAAAGAACUGUGGGCGGAAAUUGCCGAACAGUUAGAAAUGGCAUAUUCCGCAACUAGAACUCGCUGGAAUAGAAUGAAGCAAAGUUAUCUGGCUACCAAAGCGGGUGUCGCAACGGGUACCCGGCUGAUGAUACUUCGGUUGAAGGGUUGUGCGCUGUUCAACCUUAUGAAUCAGAUCGUUCCGGAGCUGGAUGAUAGCGUGGAGCCAUGGGUUGCACCGGACAGUGUGGACACGGACGAACGAACGGAUGGGAAAAACUUUCCAAUAGGUCUUAAAAUUGCCAUUGCUGAGGAGGUUAAAAAUAAUCCGGAUCUUUGGGAUAGAUCACUGGCCAGUUCAACGCAUACAAUGGAUCAGACCUGGAAGAGCAUAGCUAGAAAGUUCAAUAUGGAUGUUAUCAAUCUUCGGUUGCAUUGGCGUUCGCUACAGGGUAUUUAUCGGACACAUAAGAAACGGGUGAGAGAAGGCGCCAGGGUCAGGACCAAGGCCGAUACGCAGUUUUACAAGUUGAUUGAAAUACUGCACCAUAUAUAUCAAACCAACGAAGGUGGAGUCGUUAAGCAAGAGCAAGAGCCGGAGCAAGUUACGGUUGAGGAGGAAAAAGAGGAAAAUGUGUUGGUAGUGCUGAAAGAACAUCAGGAGGACGAAGAUACGGAAGACAAAACCAAAAAGAAAGAUGACACUCCGGUUUCAUCUCAGAAGAUGACACUGGCGAAGCUCGUGUACAAGCAUCAGCAUCUUUGGAACCAGAAGCAUCAGGACUUUCACAAUGCCGUCGCAAGGGACGCAACGUGGAAUCGCAUUGCUGUGACGUUGAACAAAACACGCGAAGAGGCCAAAUACGCGUGGAAGUGUUUGCGAGAUUUGUACCGAGGCAGGGUGAAACGCUUGAAGCAGGGACUGUUACAUCCUGAAGCUCGGGUUCUGCACGAGCCACUCUUCAAACAGCUGGAAUUGAUGUUUGCUGGAAAUAUGCGAAUCGGCCCAAUUCCACCGGUAACAGGACCACCGCAACCAGCAGCAGCAUGGAAGCGCAGUGCGCACAUGAUGGAUGCAUCGGAAUCUGACGAGGCACCGGAAGGCCAUGGAGAUGGCGAUACUGUCGAAGAUGAAGGCGAUGAGAAUAUGAAACUAGCUGUGUUAUGUGAGAAGCACCAAAUAAUCUGGAACAGCAAACAUCCCGAUCACGCUAAUUUGGAGAAAAGAGACAUCGUUUGGGAUUCCAUUGCACGGAAGAUGAACCUCACCAGGGUCCAAGCGAAGGCCGUGUGGACCCGCCUGAGGAACGUGUAUCGCGGUCGGAGGUUGCGAUUAUUGAAGGGAAAUCUCGCGAAAAAUAGUCAUCUUUUGCGUGAUCCUCUCUACCGGAAGUUGAACACGAUGCUCAAGGAUCACAUGCAUCUGGGGAAGUACGGUGGGGGGAUCAGCAAAAGUGAAUCGUCGGAACAGACGAAGGAUGCCGGUAGAGGCGAUGCGGGACCGUUCCCCACCAUGGAGGACAAGGUCAGACUGGUGGAAGAAGUGAUCAAGUAUCAGUUCCUGUGGAAUGCGACCCAUCCCGACUUUCACAAUGCUGUCGCACGGGACGAAACGUGGAAACGGAUUGCUGUGUCAAUGAACCAGAGCAGUACAAAGAUCAAAUAUGCGUAUAAAUUGUUGCGAGAUUCGUACCGAAGCCGGAUGAAACGCAUGCUGCAGAGCAAUACGGAUCUCAAAGCUCACUUUGAGUAUGAUCCGCUGUUCCAGAAAAUGAAUAUGAUGUUUUCUAAAAGCAUGCGAAUUGAUUUAAAUCUAAAAGCUGCCUCGAGGAACUCCGCGCACAUGGCAGACGAAUCGGAAUCCAACGAUGUAUUGGAAGACCAUGGGGAUGGCGAUACUGUGGAAUAUGACAUCGACGAGACUUUGAAACUAGCCGUGCUAUGCGAGAAAAACGAACUCAUCUGGAACAGCAAACACCCUAACCACCAGAAUUUUGAGAAAAGAGACGCAGUUUGGGAUACCAUCGCACAGGAAAUGAAUGUCACCAAAGCCUAUGUGAAGGAACUGUGGACCCGACUGAGGAACAUUUAUCGCACUCGGAGAUUACGAUACUUGCAAGGAUCAAUUACUAAAAGAAAUCAUCUCUUGUGUGAUCCGCUCUACCGGAAGCUACAUGCGAUGCUCGAUGGUCACAUGCAGCUAGGGAAACAUGGUGGAGGGUUUCCCAAAAAAGACGUCCCGCUGAAGGAACCUGGCGAGGUGGGGCCAUUUUCCACCAUGGAGGACAAGGUCAGACUGGUAGAGGAAGUGUUCAAGCAUGAGCACCUGUGGAAUACGACUCAUGUCGACUAUUUCAAGUCGGACAAGCGUGGCGCAAUGUGGUCUCAGAUUGCCGGAAUGUUCGAUAACUGUGAUGCGUGGGCAGCCAGAAGUGAGUGGCGUCGCUUACGGAACAUGCACCGACCACGUAAAUCCCGCGCUGCGGCUGUGUAUGAACCAAUCGAUGAUAAUGAAGAAGAUGAACCAAUGAGCAGCAAUCCACUGUAUGAUCUGUUCUCGAAAAUGGCGGAAAGCUUGACCGCAGAGAACGAAGGCGAUCCGGCUGAAGAAGGCGAGCCAUCGGGAGCGACGCACACGAAAAAAGUUAAGAAACGUCGAAUCCAGGAAAUCACGGAAGCAUACAUGACGCAUAAGCGACGCUUCACGGGCAAGAGAAGCUUCGACGACGAGGGCUGUAUAAAGGUAACCAAGGGGGGAAUUGUUCGAUACGAAAAGAUCUGUGAACUGUGCGGGAAGCAAAUCGAGCGAUCGUACUUUGAGUACCACAUGAACCAGCACAACGGCCUGAAGCCGUAUAUUUGUUCGUUCGAGGGAUGCGGUCGGCAGUACAGUAACAAGAUAACACGUGAUCGGCACGAGGUACUGGUCCAUUGCGACGAGGGUUAUAAAUAUGAGUGCGAUCAGUGUGACGAAAAGUUCAAAUACAGAAGUACAUUCGACUAUCACUAUGCGAUCAAGCACGAAAGCCAGAAGGUCCCGUGUACCGUUUGUGGGAAGUUGUUGAAGCACAAGUCUCUCCUUCGGGAGCACCUGAGGCGGCACACGGGACAUUUUCCGUGCAACGUCUGCGGCAAGAUUCUGCAGAAGAAGUACUCGCUGGACGUCCACAUGCGGACCCAUACCAAUGAGAAACCGUACCCGUGCGAACUAUGUGGACAGUGUUUCAUGCUGAAGGUGCAGAUGAAGACCCAUCUGGCGAAGGCCCAUCAGCUGUCGUGGGAAGAGUUUCAAGAAAUCUACGGCAGCACCAGCCAGCAGUAAUUAUUAAAUCAUUACCAACAUCCAUUGAUCAGAAACAAAGACACUUUCGUUAAAAGAGAUAGCUCAAAUAAGUUUCCUUUUUCGAUUCGUCCGAAACUCCUGUGCUUUUUGGUUACCUAACUACUCAGUAAAGGGCGAACACGAAAUUAUUGCGACACAUUCAACAGGGCAUAACUUUUUUACCAUUGGGUAAAAAUCAACCAAAUUUUGCACACUUUCUCAUUGAUGUGUAUUGUGUACAUGCUGUCAAACUCGAAGUCGUGUUUUUCGAUUCAACGAAAAUGGAGGUGAACCAACGCGAGUUGAGAGAACAAAUUCUUUCCAAACACCUGGAAUUUCCUGACCUGUCGCACCGGCAGUUGGGAAAAAUGUUGAACAUUCACCAUUCAACCGUCUCCAGAGUGUUGAAGCGGUUCCAGGAGCGGUUGACGUUGGACCACGGCAAAGGAGCUGGAAGAAAACCGGGACCGGAGAACAAAAAGACGGAGGGAAAGGUGAAGCGGAUGAUUAAAGCAAAUCCCAACGUCUCAAGCCGUGAUUUGGCUAAAAAGAUCGGCAUGUCGCAGAGCUACGUCCAGAAUGCAAAGAAGAGAGCUGGACUACAUACAUACAAGGUACAGAACUUCCCAAACCGCGAUGAGCGGCAACAAUCGCCGGCUAAAACUCGGGCACGGAAGCUCUACGAGAAGAUGCUGACAAAAUAUGGCUGCUGUGUGAUGGACGACGAAACGUAUAUAAAAGCCGAUUUUAAGCAAAUUCCGGGGUUGGAGUUUUUCACCGGCAAGAGCAAGUUCGAUGUGGACGACAAAUUUAAGAAGAAGAAAAUGUCGAAGUUCGCCUCCAAAUAUCUCAUUUGGCAGGCCAUCUGCUCUUGCGGACUAAGGAGUGAGCCUUUCGUGACAAAGGGCACAGUAAAUGGCGAGAUCUACAAAUCUGAGUGCCUCGAGAAGCGCCUUUUGCCGUUCUUGCAGCAGCACGACGAAGCUCCGCUAUUUUGGCCAGAUUUGGCA